Molecule: messenger RNA, 2298 nt
Organism: Caenorhabditis briggsae
Lineage: Eukaryota; Metazoa; Nematoda; Chromadorea; Rhabditida; Rhabditidae
Exons: 6
Coding region: 1-2298 (765 amino acids)
Biological process (GO): cellular response to amino acid starvation; regulation of translation
Cellular component (GO): cytosol
Molecular function (GO): protein kinase regulator activity
Source: RefSeq, a predicted model, not a curated record
AUGCCUUAUGUAAGACUUAGCUUUUUUUCGAUCAAAAAAAUGUACCGAAUUCGAAUAUCAGAUCGAGAUCUCUUCUCGAUACGAAGUUAUGGACAAAAGCCUGAAACCGAAUUUUGGCUUAAGUACAUGCUUAGAACAAUCCUUAAUAACUUUGUUCAAAUAAGAGAUUUGGGCCUGAAAUUUUGGGACGUCAUCAACGACAUUCUCCCUGUGCUGGACGUCAACCAGAAGUCCGAAGAGAUCGCCAAACGCAUCGGAGUCGCCAUCGCCCUCCACGAGAUCAUCAACAACAUGAGCAAAGAAGUCACCAACCACUACCUCUCCUCCAUCGUCGACCCCGUCCGUAAAUCGAUUUGCGACGAGAGCACAUUCGUCAGAGAAGCCGCCGCGGCCACCUUCACAGUGCUAUAUCGUGUCGUUGGAAACGAAGCGCUCGACGAGAUCAUUUGUCCGCUUCUCGAGGAACUGACACCAGAGCAAGAUCAUAUUCUACAGGGACUGUGUGAUGUGAUGAGACAGAAUGCGAAGGCAAUGCUUCCCUACCUUCUUCCAAAACUUACCAAGCCUCCAGUCAAUGUUCACGCUCUCUGCUCCCUGGCUUCUGUAUCAGGAGACUCACUUUCCCGACAACUUCCAAAGGUUCUAGAUGCUCUUUUGGCUUCCUGUGAGACCAAUGAUGAAGCUGAUCCAAUGAUAGAAUCCUGUGAAAAGGUGGUCAUCGCUGUCACUGAUGAGGAUGGAGUUCCAGUCCUUAUCGAUUAUCUGAUCCAGAAAGCAUCCCAGGAUGAUAAUGUGCCAGCUGCAGUCCUUCUCAACACAUUCAUUGCCAAAUCGGGAGUCUCCCUGGCAGACCAGGCUGAAGACGUUCUUCCAGGACUUCUCAAUCUCUACACCUCCACUAGUCCUCAAAUUGUCGAUCACGCUGUUGGCGCAGCAGUGGCUCUUACUCAAUCCAUGGAUCAGAGAGAGCUGGUUCAAGUGCUCCCCACUAUCAAGAAGACAAUCAAUAUCGUUGUGGCUGGUGCCAAAGGACAACAGAUUCCAGGAUUCACGCAUCCGAAGUCUCUUCAACCAUUGGUCGUUAUGCUUCGUGAAGCCAUUCUUCAAGGUCAGGUUGAGAUGAAGGCGUUGGCUGCGGAGACUCUAGGAAUGGUUGUGAAGGUGUCAGAUGUGGCUGCCCUCAAAGCCCAUGUCGUCAAUAUCACUGGUCCGCUGAUUCGUGUACUUGGAGAUCGAUUCCCGGCUAAUGUCAAACUUCCGAUCAUUGAAACGCUAUCCAAGUUGCUGGAUAAGGUCGCCGCGAUGCUUCGUCCGUUCCUUCCACAACUUCAGUCCACAUUCCUCAAAGCUCUUCAGGAUCAGUCGUCUCGACCGGUGAGAUUGGCGGCUGGAGGUGCGUUGGCGCGCUUGAUGAAGUUGCAUCCGAAGCCAGAGACUACGAUGGUGGAGUUGUUGAAGUUGUUAGCAACGUCUACAGAUCAGCAAUUGAUCGAAUCCUCCCUUGCCACCGCUCGAGCCCUCAUCGCCUCGUGUCCCGAUAAGAUGAGCCAGUCGACAGUUGAUGAGAUCUAUCGUGUCUCCGAAAUGAUCUUCUCUCAAUCCGUCGAAAAUCCAUCAGAAAUCGACAUCUCAUUGACCGCAUGCUCUGGAGCACUUCUCGGAGAGACCAUUGCUCAGAAGGAAGACUGGGAGACCGCGCAGAGCAGUGUUUUGAGUAACAUUGAAUCCACCUUCACCAUCCCACGUGUCCGUCAAGCCAAGGCUGCUGCCCUCCAACAACUCUGCUCCUCCAACGCCGACGGUUUCUGGAAUUCCGAAGCCAACGCCACGUGUCGUUCAGCUCUUCAAUCCGCCUUCACCUCUUCCGAUCCAUCAGUCGCUUGCUCAUCCCUCCGAGCAGCUUCUCAUAUCCUCCAAUCGAAUAUCGAUCGAGAUCUACUCUCUUCUGUUGCUAGAUCCUUGAAUCAUGCUUCGGUUGAUGUUCGAAAAUCGGCUGCCAUUGCAAUGGGACACGUUGGAUACAAGAAUGAUCUGCCGAAUGAUGUGUUGAAGCUGAUUGUUCCACAAUUGAUCAAUGGAUGUAAGGAGAGCAAUUCGGCAGUGAGAGCAGCGUCGGAGCUGGCACUGGUUCAUGCGUUGAAGAUGGUCGAGAAUGAGGACAGAUUUGAGGCCUACCGUAACACCCUGGAAGGCGUCGUCCAACGGAAUCUUGACGAGACGCGCGUCUCGCUGGCUCGUGUCGUUCGUGCAGGAGACGUCGAUCUGGAACCACUCGACAACAUUCUCGACGUCUAUUAA